Camelina sativa (false flax) is the source of this 2095-nucleotide messenger RNA. Lineage: Eukaryota; Viridiplantae; Streptophyta; Magnoliopsida; Brassicales; Brassicaceae. The record is from RefSeq and is a predicted model, not a curated record.
UAAUUCAUAACCUCAUGCUCUACCCCAAUAAUAGCACUUUGCAUCUGCAUUAUAUUAUUAACUCCACUCUUCUCUUCUCCUUCCUUCUAACCAAAACAGAGUCACAACAGGGCUCUAAGCAACAGUUAGAAGCCCCUCCAACUAAAUUCUUUUCUUUACGUUCUCUUGAAAUUGAAUCCACCAAACAAAAAAAAAUGGGGCUGGAAGGUGAAUUGAUAAAGAAGAAAAGCAUCAUUGCUGGGAUUCUCACGGCCUUACUCGUUGUCAUGGUUAUCGUUGUCGCCAUCAUAAAAACACAAAAUACCAGCAAUCCAGACAAAAUCACCACUGUGCAGAUUAAAGCAACCACCAAGGCAAUCCGAGCAGUUUGCGCACCAACUGAUUACAAAGAGACUUGUGUCAACAGUCUCAUGAAAGCUUCUCCUGACUCCACUCAGCCUCUCGAACUCAUUAAGCUUGGCUUCAACAUCACCAUCCAAUCCAUAAAAGAUAGCGUCAAGAAAGCUUCCGGGGAGCUGAAAGCCAAGGCAGCCAAUGACAACGAGACCAAAGGGGCUUUGGACUUGUGUGAGAAACUUAUGACUGAUGCUACAGACGAUCUGGAAAAGUGUCUUCAUAACUUUCAUGGGUUCUCAAUCACUCAUAUUGAGGACUUCGUCGAAGAUCUCCGUGUUUGGCUUAGUGGUUCCAUCGCUUAUCAACAAACAUGCAUGGAUACUUUUGAGGAAAUUAACUCUAACCUUUCACAAGACAUGCACAAGAUCUUUGAAACAUCCAAAGAACUCACUAGUAAUGCCCUUGCUAUGAUUACUAGCAUCUCUAGCUUCCUCGGAGAGCACAUCACAGGAUUAAUUGGAGAUCAUGGAAACCACGCCAGAAAACUCUUGUCCACGGAGGACGGUAUCCCAAGUUGGGUUGGACCAAACACUCGACGGCUCAUGGCAGAGCAAGGAGUUGUCAAACCUAAUGUGGUGGUGGCACAAGACGGAAGCGGUGAGUACAAGACUAUCAAUGAGGCCUUGAGUGUUGUCCCUAAAGCCAACCAAAAGCCAUUUGUUAUCUACAUCAAGCAAGGUGUCUAUAACGAGAAAGUUGACGUCACCAAGAAGAUGACUCACGUCACUUUCAUCGGUGAUGGACCAACCAAAACUAAGAUCACUGGUAGUCUCAACUAUUACAUCGGCAAGGUCAAGACAUACCAUACUGCCACUGUUGCCAUCAACGGUGAUAACUUAACGGCCAAGAACAUCGGGUUUGAAAACACUGCUGGUCCGGAAGGACACCAAGCUGUGGCCUUAAGAGUCUCCGCAGACUAUGCGGUCUUCCACAACUGCCAAAUCGAUGGUUACCAAGACACACUCUACCUCCAUUCUCAUCGUCAAUUCUACCGUGACUGCACAAUCUCUGGCACUGUUGACUUCAUCUUCGGAGAUGGGAAAGUCGUUUUACAAAAAUGUAACAUUGUGGUUAGAAAACCAAUGAAAAGUCAGUCUUGCAUGAUCACAGCCCAAGGCCGGACCGAUGAACGUGAAUCAACCGGACUCGUGCUAGACAACUGCCACAUUACCGGAGAACCGGAGUACAUUCCCGUGAAAUCUAUAAACAAAGCAUAUCUUGGAAGGCCAUGGAAACAGUUCUCAAGAACCAUUAUAAUGAGAACAACCAUAGAAGACGUUGUUGAUCCAGCGGGAUGGCUUCCUUGGAAUGGUAGUUUUGCACUUAAUACGCUUUACUAUGCUGAGUAUGAGAAUAAUGGGCUUGGCUCAGAUCAAUCACAACGUGUUAAGUGGCCUGGGAUUAAGAAACUCUCGCCUAAGCAAGCUCUUAGAUUCACUCCUGCUAGGUUUUUACGUGGUAACUUGUGGAUUCCACCAACUCGUGUGCCUUACAUGGGGAGUAUGCAGUAGAUUCCAAUUUGUGAUUUUUUAUCUUCCAGUUUCUGUUUUAAAUAAUAAAAUUUUAAAGGUAAAUAAUUUUCUGUACAUGUCAUUGUAUUUGGUUAAGACCAACUAAGAAAGAACUUCAACUUUUCAUAGUUUUGGUAAAUUAAUCUACAUAAAUGUAACGGAAGAUGAAAAAUAAUCCAUUACAUACA